AUGGUCUUCGGGCUGAGCUUUUCUAAUGUUGUCCAUCGCCCACCACAGGAGUUGACGCAUAUUUCGUUACUUGCUAAACCGUGUGAUGGUUGGCGUCAGAAGCGAGGUGGCCCAAUCAAGAUCUGGACUGAUACGGUCAGAAAAGUAUUUGAACGUAUAGGUGGACCAGCAAUAUAUGGACUUAGACGAUGGAAAAAGAAAUGGCUUAUAUUACUGUCGACGUUAGCAUCAGUCCGCGCCGAGUGGAAAUGUCUUACUCUUGUAGACUUGGAUCCAACCUAA
This is a messenger RNA of Dracunculus medinensis (Guinea worm), 282 nucleotides long. Lineage: Eukaryota; Metazoa; Nematoda; Chromadorea; Rhabditida; Dracunculidae. The record is from the annotation of a GenBank genome assembly.